Messenger RNA from Rhizopus microsporus ATCC 52813, 525 nucleotides. RefSeq names its product FAD-linked sulfhydryl oxidase ALR. Gene Ontology annotation, molecular function: flavin-dependent sulfhydryl oxidase activity; flavin adenine dinucleotide binding. NCBI's taxonomy places the organism in Eukaryota, Fungi, Mucoromycota, Mucoromycetes, Mucorales, Rhizopodaceae. The coding region runs from base 1 to 525 and encodes 174 amino acids. Gene Ontology annotation, cellular component: mitochondrion. The record is from RefSeq and is a predicted model, not a curated record. The transcript is spliced from 2 exons.
AUGAAGGACGGUAAGCCCUGUCGAGUCUGUGUUGAUUUUAAGACGUGGUCCAAAUUGGAAAAGACAAAGGCAAAGACAGAAAAGACGAGCAAUGUGAAGGAGCAAGAAAGCGAAAAAAGCAACGCUGAAGCUAGACCUAUAGACAACAAACCUCAAAAGGUUACUGAAGAAUGGAAACAAAACAACUGUCCAGCCGACGUAGAAACAUUGGGUAGACAUACAUGGACAUUAUUGCAUACAAUGGCAGCCUAUUACCCAGAGAGACCAAGUCCUAGUCAACAAGAGAGUAUGAAGAUGUUUAUGAAGACAUUUUCAGAAAAUUAUCCUUGUUGGUUCUGCAAGAAUGAUUUUCAAAAAGAUAUAGAGACAGACCCAAUUAAUGUUAAGAAUAGAGAAACCUUAAGUCAAUGGCUAUGUAGAAGACAUAAUAAGGUGAAUGAAAAACUAGGCAAGAAACAGUUCGAUUGUAGUAAAGUAUUUGAGCGUUGGUUGACAGGGCCGCCUUCUGGGGAAUGUGACCAAUGA